GUUGGAAAGGAGACUGGGGGCUCUUUUUCCCCUCCUCUCUCCCCUCCCGAUUCAGGCAUGAAUGCUGAGACUUGUGUUUCUUAUUGUGACUCGACGGCUGCUAUGGACGCCUACUACAGCCCGGUCUCCCAGAGCCGAGAGACCUCUUCUCCUUUUAGGGCAUUUCCAACGAGCGACAAGUUCAGCCCCGCUUUCCUGGCCAGCAAAGGGCAAAGCUUUGGGGAGACCAAGUGCCGGGGUCGCUACACCCCGCAACAGGACUUGGUGGCGCCGCUGGAGAGCGGUGCGGGGCAGGCGCCGAGCGGCGCGGGGGCGCGGGGUUCUUUUAACAAAUACCAGCCGCCGCCACAGCCGCCCCAACCUCCGCAGCCGCAGCCUCCCCAGCCUCCGCAGCCGCCCCAGCCUCCGCAGCCCCAGCCGCCGCCGCCGCCGCAUCUCUACAUGCAAAGAGGAUCUUGCAAAACUCCCCCGGACAGCAACCUCAAGGUGCAGGAGGGCAGCGGCGGCGGCCACAACGGAGCCCUGCAGGUCUCUUGUUACGCCAAGGAGAGCUCUUUGGGAGAGCCUGAGCUGCCGCCCGGCUCGGCCCCGGUGGGCAUGGACAACAACUACCUCAGUGUGAAGGAAGCUGGGGUGAAGGGUCCCCAGGACCGGGCCGGCCGGACCGACCUGCCCAGCCCCAUGGAGAAGGCCGACUCGGAGAGCAACAAGGGCAAGAAGCGACGGAACCGGACCACCUUCACCAGCUACCAGCUGGAGGAACUGGAGAAGGUCUUCCAGAAGACUCACUACCCCGACGUCUAUGCCCGUGAGCAGCUGGCCAUGAGGACUGACCUCACUGAGGCCCGGGUGCAGGUCUGGUUCCAGAACCGGCGGGCGAAGUGGAGGAAGAGAGAGCGGUUUGGGCAGAUGCAGCAGGUCCGCACGCACUUCUCCACUGCCUACGAGCUGCCCCUCCUGACCCGAGCUGAGAACUACGCCCAGAUCCAGAACCCAUCUUGGAUUGGCAACAAUGGAGCCGCCUCCCCUGUGCCAGCCUGUGUGGUUCCCUGCGACCCGGUGCCCGCCUGCAUGUCCCCCCACGCCCACCCGCCUGGCACCAGCGGCGGCGUCUCCGACUUCCUGAGCGUCUCGGGGCCCGGCGGCCACGUGGGCCAGACGCACAUGGGCAGCCUGUUUGGGGCGGCCGGCAUCAGUCCCGGCCUCAACGGCUACGAGCUGAAUGGGGAGCCCGACCGCAAGACCUCCAGCAUCGCUGCCCUCCGCAUGAAGGCCAAGGAGCACAGCGCCGCCAUCUCCUGGGCCACAUGACAGGGCCACUGCCCCCACGCCUCGGGGCGCCCACCGACCGCCGCGCCGCUCCUGCCCGGCAGUGGUCCCUCCUCGUGCCGGGCAGCCCCGGGGGGUGGG
Ornithorhynchus anatinus (platypus) is the source of this 1410-nucleotide messenger RNA. RefSeq names its product ALX homeobox 4 (gene ALX4). The coding region runs from base 58 to 1311 and encodes 417 amino acids. Gene Ontology annotation, biological process: regulation of transcription by RNA polymerase II. Lineage: Eukaryota; Metazoa; Chordata; Mammalia; Monotremata; Ornithorhynchidae. The transcript is spliced from 4 exons. The record is from RefSeq and is a predicted model, not a curated record. Gene Ontology annotation, molecular function: DNA-binding transcription activator activity, RNA polymerase II-specific; RNA polymerase II transcription regulatory region sequence-specific DNA binding.